This is a messenger RNA of Hyaloscypha bicolor E, 1023 nucleotides long. Its product is annotated as putative 3-hydroxyacyl-CoA dehydrogenase-like protein. Bases 18 to 809 code for a protein of 263 amino acids. NCBI's taxonomy places the organism in Eukaryota, Fungi, Ascomycota, Leotiomycetes, Helotiales, Hyaloscyphaceae. The record is from RefSeq and is a predicted model, not a curated record. The transcript has 5 exons.
CAUUCACGAACAUCAACAUGAAGAUUGAAGGCCGAACAUUUGUUGUUUCUGGAGGUGCUUCGGGACUGGGCCGAGCGUGUGUGGUGGAUAUUUGCCGGAAUGGAGGGUAUGCGGCUAUUCUGGAUAUGAACGAGGAACUGGCUUCGGAGCUCGUGAAAGAGAUUGGUGGUGACAGGACAAAGUUCUUUGAGACGAAUGUACUGGAGACAGAGAGUAUUGCUGCUGCUGUGACGAGAGCUUUGGAGUGGGUAAAGGAGACCGGAAAGGAAGUUGGCGGGGUCAUUGCAGCUGCAGGCGUCUCGACGCCAGCAAAGAUACUCGACCGCAACCUCAACCCCUUCUCCCUCUCCGACUUCGACUUCGUAAUGAAUGUCAACGUACGAGGAACAAUCGAUCUAAUCCGCCAAGUCCUCCCUCACAUGGCCCGCAGCUCACCCCAAGGACCGGACGGCGAACGAGGUGUAAUAAUAAUGGUUGCUAGCUCUGCUGCUUUUGAUGGGCAGCCUGGGCAGGUAGCCUACGCCGCCUCCAAAGGCGCAAUCCGCUCGCUCACCCUCCCUCUCACCCGCGAUCUUGCUCGACACGGUAUCCGCGUCAUAACAAUCGCUCCAUCCCUGUUCGACUCGAGAAUGACAGCCAUGAUGUCCGAUAAAGUGCGUGCUUCGCUGACAAGAGUUAUGGAAUUUCCUGCACGACCCGGCCAACCUGAAGAAUUCGCUUCCCUCGUGCAGCACGGAAUAGAGAACGUGAUGUUGAACGGCGUAGUGUUGAGGCUGGAUGGCGGGAUGAGGAUGCCGAGUAAGAUGUGAUGCUAUCCUAUCUCUCCUUUGCUAUUCUGCUGUGCUGAGUUAGUAGGGUGGGCGGAAAUUUUCGAGGUGUUCUUGUGCUUACUUGGAUUAGAAGUUGAAGGUACUUGUAUCCUGUUUGUGCCGAGACGGGAGGAUAGUUGGUGUCUUGGUAAGAAACCAAAGAAAAAAGUGACGAUUCUUCUUUUCCACCGUUCAGACUUGCAGAAGCGCACGC